UCCUGGGCCCUGAGAGCCUGCCUUGGGUAUAGGUUUCCCCACUUGCUCUGGAGUGGGACUGUAUUGAAGACCAUGCUGGACAUCCUGCAGACUCUAUCCCUGUCGCUGAGUGCUGACAUUCAUAAGGACCAGCCUUACUACAGCAUCCCUGACGUGCCCUAUCAGAUCACAGUUCCUGACACAUACAAAGCCCGAGAGGAAUAUCUGAACAAACAUCAAAACUAGGUGUCAGGACUGUCCCAGCACACAGGGCUGGCCAUGGCUACUGAGAGCAUCCUUCAAUUUGCCGGAUACAACAAGCAGAACACAACUCUCGGGGCAAAUCAGCUAACCGAGCACCUGGCUUUUGUGACAAAAGAUUACUCCAACUUCAUGGCUUCCCUGAUUUGCACAACCCCUAUGCAGGAGUAUGGAAUGAUUUGGUUCUCAGGUGCUACAGGCCAGAUGUCUGACCUGAACAAAAUGAUGGUGCAGGAUCUGAGUACAGCUUUGGACCACAAUAAUUCUCAGCACUAUACACAGGCCACGUUCAAGCUGACUGCAAUGCUCAUUAGCAGCAAAGGAUGCCAUCCUGUUCUACAUCCCCCAGAUCAUGCAGGCCCUCAGGUAUGA
This is a messenger RNA of Heterocephalus glaber (naked mole-rat), 612 nucleotides long. The record is from RefSeq and is a predicted model, not a curated record. NCBI's taxonomy places the organism in Eukaryota, Metazoa, Chordata, Mammalia, Rodentia, Bathyergidae.